UCUUCUUUCCUGUUUUGAUUCUCCUUUCCUCCCUAUUCGGUAGCUUAGGAAGAUUUCAUAUCUCAUCUCUAAGGGUUUCAGAACACUGAUCUUCCCUCCUCCCUUCCCCAUACUUCUGGGUACAUCAGAUCAAACUGUCCCAAAUCUCCUCCAGAGGGAAUAUCUACUGAGAAAUCCUCAUGAGGCCUCUCUCACGAGUUCCUUUACAGCCUCCAGGAAGAACACAGAAUACCUCAGCGUCUUAUCUGCCGGGAGCCAUCUGUCUCACCCCCAGAGAGGUCUUCACCAACAGGUCAAUAAAGGAAGCGCGUCAGCUGGGUGGCCGUGGUUGGGAAGAAGAGGUGAACAAGCUCGGCACGGUCUGUGGAGGUGUCGGCCUCGCUCCCCACGGCCUUCUCUGUUUCAGACUUAACAAAAUGUCUUUCUUCUCAUCAUGGAUGAAAGCUAUUUUUGUCAUUGCCUUGCUGUUUCCUCUGCAUUCUGAAACUGGUCUUUCACAGCCACCAUCAAUGGGGAAUAAGAGACCACCAAACUGUGACAUAUAUAAAGACGUUUUACAUUGCACCAAUACGUGGAAUCCAGUCUGUGCAACCGAUGACAUCACUUAUCACAACAUAUGCACUUUCUGCCAGCAAAAAUUGUAA
Molecule: messenger RNA, 644 nt
Organism: Equus caballus (horse)
Lineage: Eukaryota; Metazoa; Chordata; Mammalia; Perissodactyla; Equidae
Product: sperm-associated acrosin inhibitor
Molecular function (GO): protein binding
Source: RefSeq, a predicted model, not a curated record